Messenger RNA from Peromyscus californicus insignis, 10154 nucleotides. It is a transcript of the gene Raph1, whose product is annotated as Ras association (RalGDS/AF-6) and pleckstrin homology domains 1. The coding region runs from base 251 to 4192 and encodes 1313 amino acids. The transcript is spliced from 16 exons. Gene Ontology annotation, cellular component: cytosol; plasma membrane. Lineage: Eukaryota; Metazoa; Chordata; Mammalia; Rodentia; Cricetidae. The record is from RefSeq and is a predicted model, not a curated record. Gene Ontology annotation, biological process: signal transduction.
CGCUGCGGCCGCCCCGCCCAGUCCCCGCCGACGCCGCCCGCUCUGGGGCUCGGCUGGUCGUCCGUCCGUCAGUCAGUCCCUCGGAGCCGGAGCGCGCGCCGCGGGAGCUGCGGGCGCUCUCAGCGUUCGGGAGAGGAGCGUCGCGCCCGGCGAGGCGGCGGCGGCGGCGGCGGGAGGGUGCGAGCAGCUGCUGCCUCGCGCGGGCUCCCCCCCCCCCCCCCGCCCCCGGGAGGACCGAGGGGCUGCCACGAUGGAGCAGUUGUCGGAUGAAGAAAUUGACCAUGGUGCUGAGGAAGACAGUGACAAGGAAGACCAGGACCUGGAUAAGAUGUUUGGAGCCUGGCUCGGCGAGCUGGACAAACUCACUCAGAGUUUAGAUUCUGACAAGCCCAAAGAACCAGUGAAAAGAUCUCCUCUUCGCCAGGAAACAAAUAUGGCCAACUUUUCUUACCGUUUCUCCAUAUACAACUUGAAUGAAGCUCUGAAUCAGGGAGAGACUGUGGAUCUGGAUGCCCUGAUGGCCGACCUCUGCUCCAUAGAGCAGGAACUCAGCAGUAUUGGCUCAGGAAACAGUAAGCGCCAAGUCACAGAACCAAAAGUCACUCAGAAGCUACCUGCUGGCCGACAUACAUCGAAACAUGGCACCCUCAGAGCAUUACCAUCUUCCUCUGCUAGAACAACUAAGCCUUCCCAUGCUAACUACUCCCUGGAUGACAUCACCGCACAGUUAGAACAGGCUUCCUUGAGCAUGGAUGAGGCUGCUCAGCAGUCCGUAGUAGAAGAGUCUAAGCCCGUAGUGACGAAUCAGCACAGAAGGACUGCGUCGGCCGGCACCGUGAGUGACGCUGACGUCCGCUCCGUUAGUAACUCCUCUCGUUCGAGCAUCACUUCUGCAGCGUCUAGCAUGGAUUCUUUGGAUAUCGACAAAGUGAUGCGUCCUCAGGAACUGGAUUUGACAGCGCAUCAGGGCCAGCCGAUUACUGAGCAUGCUAUUUCUCUGAGAUGCCCCGGUAAGCAGGCCAAGCACCACUCUGACGUCACAGAAGAGCAGGCUGAGCUGACACCUCACUCCUAUCUGGACAGGGAAACCUCCCUUCUUCUGCGAAACAUUGCAGGAAAACCUUCUCAUUUGCUGACCAAGGAGGAACAGGCGGCGAAACUGAAAGCUGAGAAGAUCAGAGUUGCCUUGGAGAAAAUUAAAGAGGCCCAAGUCAAAAAGCUGGUGAUCAGGGUCCACAUGUCUGAUGACAGUUCUAAAACAAUGAUGGUGGAUGAGAGACAGACAGUGAGACAAGUACUGGAUAACCUGAUGGACAAAUCUCACUGUGGCUACAGUUUGGACUGGUCACUGGUGGAGAGCGUUUCUGAGCUACAAAUGGAGAGAAUCUUUGAAGACCAUGAAAACUUGGUUGAAAAUCUUCUUAAUUGGACAAGAGAUAGUCAAAACAAGCUUAUAUUUAUGGAGCGUAUAGAAAAAUAUGCACUUUUUAAAAACCCACAGAACUAUCUUCUUGGGAAAAAGGAAACGGUUGAAAUGGCAGACCGGAACAAAGAAGUGCUGUUAGAGGAAUGUUUUUGUGGAAGUUCUGUAACUGUCCCAGAAAUUGAAGGAGUCCUUUGGCUGAAAGACGAUGGCAAGAAGUCCUGGAAAAAGCGUUAUUUUCUCUUGCGAGCGUCUGGCAUCUACUACGUCCCUAAAGGAAAAGCAAAGGUAUCUCGGGACCUGGUGUGCUUUCUCCAGCUGGAUCACGUCAACGUGUACUACGGGCAGGACUAUCGGAGUAAAUACAGAGCCCCCACAGACUGUUGUCUGGCGUUAAAGCACCCACAGAUCCAGAAGAAGUCUCAGUAUAUCAAGUAUCUCUGCUGUGACGAUGUGAGGACUCUGCAUCAGUGGGUCAAUGGGAUCCGAAUUGCAAAGUAUGGGAAGCAGCUCUACACAAACUACCAAGAAGCCUUGAAGAGGACAGAGUCCGCUUACGACUGGACUUCGUUAUCCAGCUCCAGCAUUAAAUCUGGAUCCAGUUCUUCCAGCAUCCCAGAGUCUCAGUCAAAUCACUCCAACCAGUCUGACAGUGGAGUCUCUGACACCCUGCCAACAGGACACGUCCGCUCCCAAAGCACUGUGAGCUCCAUCUUCUCGGAAGCCUGGAAGCGUGGUACUCAGCUGGAAGAGUCCAGCAAGGCCAGAAUGGAAUCUAUGAAUCGGUCCUACACUUCACUCAUGCCCCCUCUGUCCCCUCAAACUAAGAUCCUCACCCCUUAUACUGCCUCACAACCUUCACCCCCUCUGCCUCCUCCUCCACCCCCUCCUCCUCCUCCUCCACCCCCACCCCCACCCCCACCCCCUCCUCCCCUGCCCAGCCAGUCUGCGCCUUCUGCAGGUUCCUCGGCCACCAUGUUUGUCAAGUACAGCACCAUCACCAGGCUGCAAAACGCAGCUCAGCAUUCAGGACCCCUGUUCAAGUCUCCACCGCCCGCGGUGAUGCAGCCCCCGCCUCUGGCUUCACAGUCCCUCAAGGCUCAGAUGGUGGUGCCCCCCAAUGGAGUUAUUCCUCCACCGCCUCCUCCUCCACCACCCCCAACCCCUGGUUCAGCCAUGGCCCAGUUAAAGCCAGUGCCGUGCGCCCCGUCCCUGCCUCAGUUCAGCCCCCAACCUCCUCCACUGAAGAGUCAUCAAGUUCAGCAUGGUCCUCAGGUGGCCCCUUCCACACCUCCACCAGCUCCUCCCAUCCCUUCAACUGUCCCUCCUCAAGCGCCCCCUAAGCCCCUGGUGACCAUUCCUCCUUCAGCCAGCACCAAAACUGUGCCACCAAUAGUGGCACAAGCUGUCCCACCCACCCCUGCACCUCCAGUGCCCCCAGCAAAGAAGCAGCCAGCUUUCCCCGUUUCUCACAUUGCACCCUGUCCCCCUGUCCAGCCUGCCCCGUGUCCCCCACCAACACUACCCAAGCAGCAGAGCUUUGGGGUGAAGCCACCGCCCUCUCCACUGUCCCCUGUGCCCUCAGUUGUAAAGCAGAUAGCCAGUCAGUUUCCACCCCCUCCCACUCCUCCUCCUGUGGACUCACAGCCCCCAAAGCCCCUCCCAGCAAGUGUCACCCCACAGUCCCCUCCUGCAGUGAAAGCAAAACCCAAGUGGCAGCCCAGCCCAAUCCCUGUCCCUUCCCCAGAUUUCCCUCCUCCCCCUCCAGAAAGCAGCCUGGUGUUUCCUCCUCCACCUCCUCCAACCCCAGCCCCAGCCCCAGCCCCGCCGCCAGUGCCGCCCAUGGCUUCACCUAUCCCUGACAAAGGCGGGUCCCCAGGCAAAAAGCCAAGUAAGACGUCCAGCCCUGGGGGGAAGAAACCCCCCCCAACCCCGCAGCGCAACUCCAGCAUGAAGUCCGGCAGUUGUGCGGAGCCCCCCGAGCCCAAGCGACCCUCGGUAGACAGUCUAGUCAGCAAGUUCGCACCGCCUGCAGAGUCAGGGUCUCCCAACAAGGAGACUCCACCCCCUCCGGCAGCACCCCCCAAACCUGGGAAACUACACCUUUCUGGAGUCAACCUCCCCGGAAUCCACCAGCAAGGGAGUGUGUCUACAAAAGCCUCUGUUCUGAGUGGGCGUGGAAAGGACUCCGUAGUGGAGUUUCCCUCUCCUCCUUCCGACUCUGACUUCCCACCCCCUCCACCUGAAAUAGAGCUUCCUCUGCCCCCUAUUGAGAUUCCAGCCGUAUUCUCGGGAAACACCUCCCCCAAAGUGGCAGUUGUUAACCCUCAGCCACAGCUAUGGUCUAAGACAUCAGUGAAGAAGGCCCCUCCGCCUACCCGGCCCAAACGAAACGACAGCACCCGCCUCACUCAAGCUGACAUCUCGGAGCAACAAGCGAUGACCACAGUUGUGCCCCAAGUGCCCACCUCCCCCAAAUCCAGCCUUAGUGUCCAGCCUGGAUUCCUAGCUGAUCUUAACAGGACACUGCAGCGCAAGUCUAUCACGAGGCACGGCUCCCUCUCCUCCUCACGGAUGUCCAGAGCAGAACCCACAGCCACCAUGGACGACAUGGUACUCCCCCCGCCACCACCGGAACUGCUGCUGACUGACCAGCAGAAGGCUGGCUUUGGAGGUAGUCAUAUUUCAGGCUAUGCAACACUGCGGAGAGGACCCCCUCCUGCUCCCCCUAAGAGAGACCAGAAUACUAAGCUCUCAAGAGACUGGUAGCCACAAGACUUCUUUUCAUGUUAUCUAUAAUCAGUUCUACAAUCAGUUCACCUGAUCAUCUGUGAAUCCAGGUGUUCAGAGCCUCCUGAUAUGUUAUUCAGGUAGUGUCCAGCUAUGUGUGUGUCUGUGUGUAUAUGUGCUGCGUGUGUGUACAUACAUGUGCACACAGCUAUAUAGAUUGUGUGUAUAUACACGUAUGUAUACAUCUGUGAAUGUGUAUAUAGAAAGAGAACCGAUUCUAUUUAUUCCAUUUGCCUCCUAAUCAGAAAAUGGGGUUUUGUAUAUUUUGAGUGGAAGGACACAUAGGAGGGGAUAUGUUGUCAUUUAUAUUUAUCAUAUGGAUUGGACCAAAAUCUAGAGGGUAUUUCAUCAGUGUCUGUCCAUGUGCCACCUAUCUGUGCAUGUGUCUAGAAGGAAGAAAUGGAUGGACAGUUUCUCAGUUUAAAACUAUCAUCCAGAUUGUUUGGUAUAGCUGUAGGCUGUUUUGUUGGGUUUUCCCAGUUGGCUUGACUGACACUUAAAUACUCCAUGGAAAGGGGCACUUUAAAUCAGGAAAACCUUCAUGCUACAGAACGGGUCACUAGGGCAGGAAGGGGCAAUCCUGAGGACACUGUGGUUGGACAUGGGGAAGUCACGGCUCUUCUAGCUGCAGUAGCCCUGCCAUGACCCAGCCACACCUGCGAUGGCUUCACAGGUCAGCUUUUUGCCUACAACACAACAAAUAUUUAAUGCUAUAAUUCUAAUCCUGGCCACUUUCAAUACUGUCUUAAGAAGCCUCAUCAACUUGGCUUCAUGAGUCGUUAUGUCUUUAUUGUGAGAACGUCCAGUACGCACUGUAAUGUACUACCCCAGUUAUGUCUUUGGGUCAGUUACCUUUGCAUAUAGUAGGUACAUUAACAGACAUUUGAAUCCGUGGAUAGUCCAAAUAUGAAAUAUACUCCCUGUGCCCAAGGCAGUACAUCAUUUAAAACAAAGUCAACUUCUGCAAUGCCUUCUUUACAAGUUGUUCUCUACGAGAGAUGAGGAAGAAAAGACAGAACUGACCUUUUCCUGUCUGUCAGAACUGUCAUUUCAGACAGAGGUUGUAAGGCAAAGAAUCCAUUUAGGAUAUAACUAUCAUGAACAAAAUGAGUUUUCAUAAUUUCACCCAUAGCUACUGGAGCUGCUCAGAUCUUUGCUGUUUACAGCUGGAGUGUAGAGAUUUUACAGGUGACCAGGUGUUCUGAUGAAACAGUGUCAUAGUCCAGUUACAGUAAGUGACAUUGGCAUAUGCAUGUGGGCAAAACUUGGGAGCACUACUCUGAUGACACUACUCUGCUUAAUUUUUUUCUUGGUACAUGAGAAAAGUAUGUGCUUGUCAACUUACAGUGACAGGCUGAUGGGACUACAAUGCAGUCUUAGCUGUUUUUAAGUAAGAGAAUAAAAACUGGCCAUCCCACCGAUUACAAAUGAACACAUCUUGUAAAGAGUCUGUGCCUGUUGUAAAGAUAACCAGUGCUAAAUGCAGACAUCUUCUGGUCCUGUCCCUCAAGCAGAAAGUAACUCCAGUGAAUCUGGGUAAAGAAGAUAAACAAUUGUUGAAUAUAGUCUUAGUACUGUGUGCCAAGUUUCACUACAAUACUCUCCAAUAAGGAACUGCAUCAUAAAGAUGUGUACGUGGCACCGCCCAUCACAUCUGCAGCCAUUCUUCACUACAGCCAUGGAGUUAGGGGGGAAAUGACUGUAAGUCAUUGUGCUUUUUAAAAACCCAACUUAAAGAUACUUUUUUGAUCUUUCAAAUUGCUCACCAAGUAUUUAUGUGCUUGCUAUUCUUAUGAUUACGAAAUGACCUUUAAUAUACCCGCAUUGUUAGUUUCAACGUGCACAACAAAUGUAGCCAAUCUGAGUACAGAUGCCAAGCCACACUGAAGUACUUCCUCAUGCUCAUCAACCUGCAGCUCUACAUUCACUCCACAGACAAACCGAGAGUGUGGAUCCAGUGACCCCUGGGUGCUUAUUUCCAGGGGUGUUUUUGUUUUCUUUUUUAAUUAAGCCAGGUAGACAACUUAAGGUUUCCUUGAGUGGAAAAAUAUGUACCUCCAAUCGAGACUGAGCCCUAAAUCAACAACUUCAUUUCUUCAGUGUUGACUUCAUGGGAAUUCUUUGUCCAUCCUGAGCCACUGCCCCUGGUUUUAUUUUCUAGGGAGAACAGAUACCUUUGAAUCCUAGUAAUGUUAAGAAAAUGAGAGGGGUGGUAAACUGUCCAUUUCUGACUCAUCAUGUGACAGACGCAGUUUCUUUAUAUUUCUCCAAAGACAGAGACAGCUGUUAAUUAAAAAUAAAACAAAACACCCAAGUGACACAUUCCAAUCUUUCUUUCACUGCCCAGUGUGUGGGGAGGUUCUGCUGAGGUGUAGUUUUAGUCUUGCUCUGGUGUGUUCAUGGACAAGACCUCCUGCCAGCUGACACCAGUUCUGAACCGCCUUCACUCCCCUCAGCUCAGCAGCUCCAGCUUCAUGGCCUUCACAGGAGGCUGCCUGGACUAGUGAACAGGGUGAAGGACCUUCUGCUCCUGAGGGCAGGAUGGAUAAGUGCUUUUCAGAAUUGGUGAUCCCCUCAAUUUUUACUAUAUAGGUAAUUUCAAGUCUCUUAGUGCUUAAAGUUUGGGCACCAACUCUGAAGCAGAACCUAUUCCGAAUGUAACAACCUACCUGCGGUUCACAGGUGUUGGCAUGAAUACUGUUCUUAGUAAAUCUCCUCAGCUUGGCUUUUACCCCCACAAGAUUUAAAUGCGCUUUCUCUUUUUAGUUGCUGGAAUUCUCAUUUGGAGGGGGAAAAAAGUUUUCUUCAGACAUCCACGUAACUGUAUAAUGAUUUUUUUUCAAUGUCUAAACUUUUUCAUGAGAGUAAGAUGGCUGGAUCUUAAAGAUGAUCAAAAAGACCCAUUUUCAUUAGACAAUUAAAAGUAAGAGAUAACAAUGGGGUUUUUUGUUUUGUUUUUAUAAAGUCCUUCAAAAUCAAGGUGCUCCUACCCACUGAUGUCCUAUCUUGUAAAGGGCUGAAAACUGUUUUAGGUUUUCCUCUCUUUAUUGUACUUUGAUGUUAUAAAUAGUACUGAGUUUGUCUAAAAAGUUAGAAUUGAGGUCAAAGUAAUUCUAACAGGGUAACAACUCUAAGGUCAGGAUCGGCAGGGACCCAGGUUUCAAAAGCUGAGCAGUAGUGUGCUCGGUUCAUCAGACUUCCAGAAGAACACAUCACCUUUGUUACUCAAAUAAAACAGCUUUAUGUUACAGACACAAGGUGGUGUUUAAGCAAGUAAAAACCCAAUUCCAAACAUUUUCACGUAUCGUCAGGACUAGCAUUAAAACUGAGGUAACUUCAGAUUUUACUCCAGUUUAGAACAAUUAAAACAAUGUCCUAUAUGAAUGUGAUGGCUUCAUUUAAAAAAAAAAAAAAAGGGCUUAAUUAUUUUUGUUUAUACAUGAAGACAGCUUUUCCUUAGAGAAAUUCCUUUCAAAUUACAAAAACUUUUUGGAACUUUAAUUUUUUUUUAAAUUUUUAACUUUAUGUUAUCUGUAAUAUGUGACCCCUCCAAAGUUGGCCCAAAAGAAAAUGCAAGAAAAAAAUCCCACCAUCUUUUAAGAUGGUCCUUUUAAAAUCCAGUAAAAAUGUGUUAUGAAACAAUGUAUUUCAUACACAAUGUGUUGGCCGGCAUGGGCUCUGGUUUGCUGUGAAGUAAGCCAUGUUAGAAAGCUAUCUGCUGUAAUAUAAUCCCCAGUGCCUUGAACUCUCUAGAGGAAUAGCAUCUAAAAACAACAAAGUCACCAAGUAAACUUGGAGGUGCUAAUGAAAGCAAAGACAGGUAAGUAUUUUUGAAUUUUGGGCACAAAUGGAGGGGGGAAUGACUGUCUUAUAUUACAAGAGUUUUCAUCCACCUAAAUGGAGUCUGGCUGUUUUCUACCAAAGAUGUUGAGAGAAGCGGUUCACGUCAACACUGGGUCCUCCUUAAGAGGCGGCCAAAGCUGGGAGCCUGUUGCUCGUGAAUUUCAAGCAAGUGAUGGUUAAACUUCUUAGGAAGAAGACGGGGCUGCAGCACUCAAGGGAGACAGGAUACAUUUUUAGGAACUAUCCAUUCAUUAAAUUUGUUACAACUUAAUACCAAAAACUGCCCUUUUUCGUAAUUCCACCUCCUAGUUUUUCCUGUAUUUGUAAAUAGUUCCUCCUAGGAAAUAAGCAUUAACUGGAAUGUUUGAAAUGACUGUGCUUAGUUUUAAUAUCAGCCUCUAGUGAACUCUUCUUGCAGAGAUGCGUAAGGUAAAAUAUGAUUAGCUUGUGCUCAGUGUUGUAAAAAUACUGUUUACUGUUUUCAAAGAAUUGCACAUUAUCUCUACCUGGGGUUGUCUUCUCCUUUCCCUGGAGUCAAGGCUCACGCUGACUUCUAGCUGUGGGAAUUUUGUCAUAAACAGAUAUAAUGUAGAAGUAUACUUUUUUAAAGCAUGAAGAUAACAAAUGUACCAGAAAGAGGACAUUAUUCAGAGGAUUAUGCACAGCUUGGUAAAGAUGAAGUUGUGGUUUUCUUGCAGCCUUUAUUGUUUUCUUCUGCAUAAAUGUACACUCAUUUCAUUAUGUGCCUUGCUCCCUGAUUGUGCAAAGCUAUAUAUACACACAAAUAUAUAUAUAUGAGAAAGAGAUAUAUUCAUUCAGUACUACUGACAUGUUUUUAUUCUACUGCUGGAUUAAGUUAGUUUCCGAGUUACACUUGCCACUUGUCAUAAACUAUUGUAAUGGCUUAGGACAGUGGUCAGAAAGCUACAGAAAAUUGGUUUUUCUAGUUACAUACUUUAUGUCAUCUAGCCCAAUCCUUAAUUUAAAAAAAUUAAAUAGAUUCCAUUUAAACACAAGGAUUUCGAGUGUUUUGGAUGAGUACCACUAGGAACCUGGUUUUGUAGGGCUGGAGAGAUGACUCAGCUAUUAAGAAUGCUUUCUGCUCUUCCAGAGGACCAGAGUUCAGUUCCCAGCACCCACAUCAGGCAACUCAAAACCGCCUAUAACUCCAGCUCUAAAGGAUCCAAUGCCCUCUUCUGGCCUCUAAAGGCAUCUGAACACUUAUGGCAUACAUACACAUAAAUAAAAGUAAAUUCUUCAAAGAACCUGGUUUUAAAGCUCGUUAUGUCAGGAAAAAUCAAGUGUUGUAGGGGAAUUAACUACACAGUUCUUCCAUGUGUUUUGCUUGUUUAUACCAACAGAUUGGAGAUCAUUAAAUAUUACUAAUUAGGAAGUGAUUAGGGGCCAACGAAUAAAGGUGAUUGCCAAUAGGCCUGACAACCUGAGUUCCAAUCCCUGGAACUCAGGUGGAUAGGAGAGAACCAAUUUCCACAAGUUAUCCUGUGUGUGUGUGUGUGUGUGUGUGUGUGUGUGUGUGUGUGUGUACAUACACAAUAAAUGUGUUAAAAAAAAAUUCUAUUUUAAAAGUAGUAAUAGCUUUUUAUGGGCAGUUUUGUUGUUUUGUAAAUUAAAAAUAAUUUGUAUUAGCUGGGCGGUAGUGGCACUUGCCUUUAAUCUCAGAACUAAGGAGGCAGAGGAUCUCUGUGAGUUCAAGGCCAGCCUGGUCUACUGAUGAGAGAGUUCCAGGAGAGGCAGGACUACAGAGAAACCUUGUCUUGAAACCCCUCCCCCUAAAAAGAAGUGUGUGUGUGAGAGAGAACUACAGCUCGAGAAUGCUGGGAACCAAACCCAGGUUCUCUGAGCGCUGUUAACUGCUGAGCCAUCUCUCUAGCCCCUGACCUAUUUUGUUUUAAAUAAAGUACAACUGGGUAAAAUCUAGUGCCAAAAAGGAUCUCCUCCCCGAACGCUGCCAUGAUCGGGAAGUACGAUGAUGUCCUGGGACUGCCAGAUCAAAUGGAUCUGUUUAGUUACAGGUUACAAAUCACUUUACCAUCUAUCAUCAAACUAUUAAUAAAAGUUAUAACCUCUGUCAGUGCUA